AUGGAGCUAAUUGAAGAAUCUUCUGACCCAGACAAAGAAAGCGAUAAUGAUAUCAGUAAGGGUUCAGAAAGUGGUAAAGACGAGUACUUCAUAGGGAAAGAUAAAAAAACAAAGUGGUGUAAAAAUCAAGUGGUGAGCAAAUUCAGCAAAACUGCUAGUAAAAAUAUUGUAAAAAUAUUUCCUGGGCCAAGACAGUGUGCAAAAGACGUUACAAAUGAGAGAAGUGCUUUCGAGAAAUUUUUUAGUGACGACAUCAUUGAAAAUAUAGUUGAAUGUACCAAUUUACAAAUAGCAAAGAUGCGUAUAAAGUAUAACCGGCCGAGACGGGUUAAAGACACAACAAAAACAGAAUUUAUGGCAUUUGUCGGAUUAUUACUACUUGCAGGAACUAAGAAACAAAACCAUACACACUUUCUCGAAUUGUGGACUAAAGAUGGAACGGGCUCUGAAAUAUUUCGGGCUUUCAUGAGUUACGAUCGAUUUUUAUUUUUGCUUGCCGCUCUAAGGUUUGACGACAAAAAUACUAGAUCGGAUCGCAAAUUGACUGACAAGCUUGCUGCUAUUCGAGUUACACUGGAUCGCUUUGAGGAGAACUGCACUAACAACUACUGUUUGGGAGAAGAGGUCACAAUAGAUGAGAUGUUAGUGCCUUUCAGAGGUAGAUGCAGCUUUCUUCAAUAUAUCCCUAGCAAGCCUGCUAAGUAUGGGUUAAAAGUAUUUGUAUUGUGUGAAGCCCAGACAUUUUAUGUUACAAAUUUAGAGGUGUAUUGUGGGAAUCAACCAAAAGGACCGUACAACCAGUCAAAUAAACCAGCUGACAUUGUGCAUCGUUUACUUCAAAACUGGAAAGGCAAAAACCGAAAUUUAACAUGUGAUAACUGGUACGCAAGUUACAAAUUGGCCAAUGAUCUGUUAAAAGACAAAGUAACAAUGGUUGGCACAAUAAGAAAAAAUAUACGGGAGCUGCCGUUGGAGUUUCUACCAUCUAAAGAAAGAGAAGUGGGAUCGUCUCUUUUUGGCUUUCAAAAAGAGAUUACUAUAGUGUCGUACGUCCCUAAGAAAAAUAAAGCAGUGUGUUUGAUAUCAACUAUGCAUAAUAACUCUGAAGUAGAUCCGGAUACAAGAAAACCAAAUAUAAUUUUGGAUUAUAAUUGUCACAAAGGAGGUGUUGAUACAAUAGAUAAGAUGUGCGAUACAUACUCAGUGUCAAGAAGAACACAGAGGUGGCCGAUGGUUAUAUUUUUUCAGCUUAUAAACAUCGCAGGAAUUAACAGUCAAAUCUUGUACAAUGCUGCAAACAUCGCCAAUCCUCAAAAAUACAGACGAAUUUUUUUAAAGGAAUUAUCUAUAUCUUUGAUGAGACCAUGCCUGUCAGAAAGGGCUGAAAUACAGAGUUUACCAUUAGAUGUGAAACUGUUCCUGAAGAGAUACAAAGCUGUUGUAGAGGAACAUGAAGGAGAAGAACCACCAGUAAAAAUGCGAGGAAGGUGCUAUUGUUAUGGAAGACGCAAAAAUAGAGUGACAACGAUUUCGUGUGAUACAUGCAGUAGAAUGGUUUGUAAAGAGCAUUGA
Onthophagus taurus is the source of this 1572-nucleotide messenger RNA. NCBI's taxonomy places the organism in Eukaryota, Metazoa, Arthropoda, Insecta, Coleoptera, Scarabaeidae. The record is from RefSeq and is a predicted model, not a curated record.